AUGGGCCUUCACAACCCGCUCCCGUCGUCCAUGGCGUCGGAAUGCAAGAAAUGCGGCAAAAUUCUGACCUCUUUUAUCGACCCUCGGCAAGCCUUCAGUCCCGACAAGAUCAUUCCUCCUUCUGUCCUCGCCAACGCGAAGGGUCUCGCGAUUCUUACAGUACUCAAAGCCGGCUUCCUAGGCUCCGGUCGCUUCGGUAGCGGUCUCGUCGUCUCACGACUUCCCGACGGAUCAUGGAGUGCGCCAAGCGCCAUCGGCACCGCCGGCGCUGGCUUUGGUGGACAAAUCGGCUUCGAGCUGACUGACUUCGUGUUCAUUCUCAACGACGCGAGCGCUGUCAAGACUUUCGCGCAGGCUGGUUCGUUGACGCUCGGUGGAAACGUCUCAAUCGCCGCCGGCCCCGUCGGUCGCAACGCCGAGGCCGCCGGUGCCGCCUCGUUGAAGAGCGUAGCGGGCAUCUUCGCCUACUCCAAGACUAAGGGCCUAUUCGCCGGCGUCUCGCUAGAGGGAUCCGUCAUUAUCGAGCGACGCGACGCGAACGAGAAGCUCUAUGGCACUCGCUACACCGCCGCCCAGAUCCUGACCGGCAGCGUCCGCUCUCCUCCUCAAGCCGCGCCGCUCAUGACCAUUCUCAACUCCCGCUCCUUCAAUGCCGGCCGCACUGCCCCGGGAAACGAUGCCAUGUACAACGACAUCCCUGUCUACGACCAGGGUCAUGACGAUGUGGUUUGGAACGGACGUCGGGGCAGUGGGUAUGGAGAGGGUGACGCGAACCAUCGCAGCAGUGUUUUCGGUCCUGGCCACGGCCCCAAUUCGGGUACCGACGGCGCCAGCGAGUUUGGCGGGCCUAAGAGAUCUAGUACAUGGCAGGAUGACGUCUAUGACCGGCCGAGCAAUGGAGGCGCCUUUGGUGGAGCGUUUGGUGGAUUGUCGCGGUCCAACACUGGAGUGUCACGGUCGAACACGUUGGCGUCAAGAGGAAGCCACAACGACGACUAUGUCUACAGGGACAACCCUUCGUCCAGCUUCAUCAACGAGCAAAAGACAGGCGCGCCUGGUAGACCUGCAGCGCCAAAGCCAAACUUCGGUUCAAAGACUGCUAUGCUCAAGAAGAACGAGGCAGUUGCGCUGUUCACAUUCGAGGCCGACCAGCCCGGUGACCUUGGAUUCAAGAAGGGUGACGUCAUCACAGUGCUCAAGAAGACAGAGAACGAAACCGACUGGUGGACGGGUAUGAUUGGCACAAAGCACGGCAUCUUCCCCAGUAACUACGUAAAAAUGCGUGAGUGA
Colletotrichum higginsianum IMI 349063 is the source of this 1290-nucleotide messenger RNA. RefSeq names its product SH3 domain-containing protein. Gene Ontology annotation, cellular component: actin cortical patch. The coding region runs from base 1 to 1290 and encodes 429 amino acids. Gene Ontology annotation, molecular function: actin filament binding; phosphatidylinositol binding. Gene Ontology annotation, biological process: actin filament bundle assembly; actin cortical patch localization. The record is from RefSeq and is a predicted model, not a curated record. The transcript has 4 exons. NCBI's taxonomy places the organism in Eukaryota, Fungi, Ascomycota, Sordariomycetes, Glomerellales, Glomerellaceae.